GUAGCGUCCAAAGAAAAAAAAUUGUUUGGUUGUCGCUAAGUCUAACUAAGAUUCUCGAAAUAAACAAAAAUAGAAUGAGUUGAUAUGGAGCAGUAUGAGAAAAUUAAAGUAGUCGGAAGAGGGGCAUUUGGCACCGUAUACCUUUGUCGCCGACUGCAUGACAAGAAGUUGAUCAUCAUCAAACAAAUUCCAGUAGAGCAGAUGACCAAAGAUGAAAGACAGGCAGCUCUGAAUGAAGUGAAAGUAUUGUCCAUGCUGGAUCACCCAAACAUUAUUGAGUACUAUGAAAACUUCUUGGAGGACAAAGCCCUCAUGAUUGUGAUGGAGUAUGCUGAAGGUGGCACUGUCUUUGAAUAUUUACAACAAAGAGGAAAUGCUCUUAUUGAAGAGGAUGAGGUAUUACGUCUGAUGGCACAGAUAUUGCUGUCCAUGAAGCAUGUCCACUCCAAACAGAUACUCCAUAGAGAUCUCAAGACGCAGAAUAUCCUUCUCAAUCGAGAUCAUGACGUCAUCAAGAUCGGAGACUUUGGGAUCUCUAAGAUUCUCAGCAGCAAGAGCAAAGCUUUCACUGUGGUGGGGACACCCUCGUACAUCUCUCCGGAACUCUGUGAGGGAAAACCGUACAAUCAAAAGAGCGAUAUGUGGGCAGUUGGCUGUGUACUUUAUGAGCUACUUACACUCAAGAGGGCAUUUGAAGCAAAUAAUCUACCGGCGUUGGUGAUGAAGAUCAUGAGGGGUUCUGUGGCCCCUAUAUCAGACCGAUACAGUGACCAGCUCAAGCGUCUCCUCCUUCGCAUGCUGCAUCUUGAUCCUGAUAAACGACCUACAAUCGACCAGGUCAUGGCAGAACCUAUCAUCUUCAAGGCUGUCGUUGAGGUCUGCAUGACGAUGGGUGCUGUUAAGGUACACCCUAAGGCCCAUCCGAUGCUUGCCUCAAGACCACCCACAGGAUCCCAGCGUAGAUCAGUCUCCAGAGUGAGCAGUGCUAGGUCUUCCUCACAUAGAUCUAACAUCAUACUAGAGAGCAGUGGCAGUGGAGGGCUUCCUAAGCCCCGCCCACAUUCCUUGAUCUACUGCUGGGGGAAUGGUAUCCCAUCACCCCUCAGGCUGCCUCUGCCCCAUGCGGACACAAAAGUACUACAGGUCUCUAUCGGAAGAUCGCAGAAGACUGGUGUGACCCACAAUGGCAGGCUCAUCAUCUGGGAGUCACCAUCCAUUGGUACAGACUCUGGAUUACCCGGUGCAGUUGACCAAAUGGUACCGAUGUAUGUACCAAGGUACCUUGAGGGCCAGUCUGCUGUCUCUAUUCAGAGGGUUUCAUGUGGUGACCUGUUUGUUGCUUGCCUUACAGACAGGGGAAUUUUGAUGACGUUCGGAAGUGGCGCCCAUGGCUGCCUGGGUCAUGGUAACUACCAGGAUCUCUCCCAGGCCAAGAUCGUCGAGGCACUGCUGGGAUACGAGGUGGCGCUGGUCUCCUGUGGAGCGUCACAUGUCAUGGCAGUGACCAAUGAGCAUGAAGUAUUCUCAUGGGGGCGGGGAGAUAAUGGCCGUCUUGGACUUGAUAGUCAGGAAUCAGUGUCAUCUCCUCAGGCGGUGUUACUACCCCCUCAACAUCAGGCUAAGUCCGUCUGCUGUGGGGUUGACUGCUCUAUGAUAAUCACAAGUGAAGGCGCAGUCAUCGCUUGCGGCAGCAAUAGGUCAAACAAGUUAGGCUUGGAUCAGGGCGAUCAGCAGAUUGAGGAGGUGUUUUCACUCACUGCUGUUACUACCCAACCUCUUCCACAACUCAACAUUGCAUCAGCCGCCAUCGGUACAUCUCAUUCUGCUUUCAUCACUUAUGAAGGUGACUGUUAUACCUUGGGUUCUAAUCAAUUCGGACAGCUUGGCUGCAGGACAGACCACACAACUCCCAGAAUCCUAUGCAAACCAAGCUUUCCUGAUGGUGUCAUUCUCAGCCAGGUCGACUGUGGAGACAUGUUCACAGUUGCCAUAGCAACUGAUGACAAAGUCUAUUCAUGGGGUAAAGGAGCCAGAGGACGAAUAGGGCGCCCCCUCCAGGAUACAAGUGUACCACAAGAAGUCCAUUUAGACGACGAUGAUAUCAAUGUCUUAUCUGUAUCCUGCAGUCAUAGCAACACCAUUGUUGCAUCAAAAUACAAGGAGAGUGAUGUGUGAGACUCAAGCCAGCAAGUGUUCCAGCUUUGGUAUUCCUCUGAAAUGACGACUCUGCGACAGCUUCUUGUUAAUUUUCUGAAGUAUCCACCUUGAAGUUUAUCCCCAUUUUGUUUCAGACUUUUUUGAAACGUUGGUAUUGUUUAACGAUUUAUUUUUGGCUUCUAUUGUUUAUUUGAAUCAAGCAAUAAAGACAGAUGAUGUGAUGCUUUGCAAUUUGCAUUGAUCAGAAGAUGACAGCACUUUGUAAAACAUUAAACAUGUAUUGAUGAUUAUAAUCAUGAAUAAAAAAAAUAAAUCAUAGGGGCAUAAUUGAAACAAAGGGCUGUAUCUGAAUUAUCCAGUUAUCUAUUUAUGUUUCUGAAGUGCUGUUUCAGUCUUUUAUUAUCAAGCAUCUCUUAUUCAUCUAUAGAUGUGAAAUACAUGAAUUUGAUGCAAGACAAUUCCAGUACUACAUUUUUAUUUUAUUUUAUUACAUCGAUGUGUUAAGUGCGGAUUUGAGGGGGCUGCCUUUAAUGCCCGUUGUAUAUCAGACAUACAUGUACUUCACUACAUUUAAUACAACUUUUCACAAGAACAAGAAAAUUAUAACCAAUCUUUUCAGAUUGAAAUUUGCCAAAAUAUUAAAUAUUAUUCACUUUUUGUAGGUGUUCCUGGGUUAUAUCAUAAAUGUUUCUGGAUAAAUCAUUAGUCUUGGGAAUAUUUUCUUCUUUUCCUUGUGACUUCAUUGUUUGAUUGUUGUUUUGGGCAUAAAGGAAACCUAAAUGCGACAUUUUUCCUUUCUCUAAAUAAAGAAGUUCAUUUCAGAUUUGAUGUGUUCAAAUAUUAUACUUGUUCUUGGUUUAAAAAAAAAACUAUGCAUAAAGUACUAUGGGAAUGCACCCUCAAUCAUUUGGUCGCCAUAAUUAAAAUCAUGAGCAUGCUCCUUAAUACUGUCAGUAAAGCUACCUAAAGGAUUCUUACUUCAUGCAGGAUUGGAAAAAAAUUGAUAUUUUGCAGCUGAUAAUGUAAUCAUUUCAAACCCUUAGGUCAGACAGGAAUCCCCUGAGAUUUUGGAGCUAAUUGGUCACUUAAUUACUGUGAUAAUGAUGACUUCAAUCAUAAGCAUUUAUAUUAAUGCUAAAGUUGACACUGUAAUCCAAGAAGGGAAAUUAUUUUUAUUAUUUUAUAGUGAAGCAUGUACAUGUUAUGAUGCUUAUGAAAUAUAGUUUUCAGGGUUUCCUCUUGAAAUAUUAUUGUAUGCACUUACAGCAUUUAAGGCCCUAUGGUUCAGAUUUCUUAGAUCCUCCACAAAGUUACUCAAUCCCUAAGUUUCAAAACAAUGACUAUUUUCCAUCCAGUGAACAAUUAAACGAAUCGAGGAUCAUUUGCUACCAGCUUGGCCAAUUCAUGCAGAUUUCUUUACCAGUGGCCAAAACGAUGUAAUAAACCGUCAGUGUACCUGAGUAUUUAUUGAAACACCUUGAUAUAUGUUUAUAUGCAUUGUACAACUUUGUCUUGCUCUCAAGCAGUGAUUAUGCUUGAAACUUACGAUGCUGUACACUGUAGCUUGUGUAUUGUUCCCAUUAGUCAAUUUCAUUUUGGGGCUCCUGUCUCGGUCUUUUAUGAAUGAAACCUUUUA
Lytechinus variegatus (green sea urchin) is the source of this 3793-nucleotide messenger RNA. It is a transcript of the gene nek8, whose product is annotated as serine/threonine-protein kinase Nek8-like. Gene Ontology annotation, molecular function: protein kinase activity; oxidoreductase activity, acting on paired donors, with incorporation or reduction of molecular oxygen; ATP binding. Lineage: Eukaryota; Metazoa; Echinodermata; Echinoidea; Temnopleuroida; Toxopneustidae. The record is from RefSeq and is a predicted model, not a curated record. The coding region runs from base 85 to 2175 and encodes 696 amino acids. Gene Ontology annotation, biological process: protein phosphorylation. The transcript is spliced from 15 exons.